AUGUAUACUCGUGCGUUUCUUUCUCUGGCCGUCGGCCUUGUUGGCGUGGCUGCCAGUCCUUGCAAGCCGUUGACAUCAGCCUCGAUCGUUACUUCGGCAACUUUGACGUCAAGCGUGGCUGAACCCACUGUAUCUACAUCUGUUGAAUCCGCUGUCACUGAGACGUCAACUUCGGCCGAGUCUUUGGUAACUGUUAGUCUGACUUCAACCACUGCUUUGACCACCACAUCUGCCGAUUCAACCACACUCUUCACAACAGAGACCUCCGCUGCUACAACUGAUUUCUCCUCCACCGAGACUUCAGCCGAUACCACCACCGCCGACGCGACAACCACAACAUCCGACGCCCCAGCCGAAAUCACCACAUUCUCCAUCAUCGCCGGCUCCGGCCCCGCAGCCGACAACAACCUCAGAUCAGACAACAACUUCGGCACCCCCCUAUACUUUGGCUCAAGAGUAACUCUCCCCGCCCAGCACUACAACAUCGACGCCGCCACCGGGCAGAUCAAAGCCGGCACCAAGUCCAUUUGCGCAUGGUUCCACAACAGCGACACGACCAAGGCCUACAUCACCGCAUGUACCAGCGACAAUGAGAAUCCGAACAAGGGCGUAGUCUUCCUGAACUGCCAGGUCCCUACCGAGGGUUCUGCCCUCCAAUGUAGUGUUCCGGUGCUGAGCUGUAUCCAGCAAGGUGGUGGUGAGCAAACUUGCGCUGCAACGACGGAUACUUUGAGUCACUUUAGUAUGGAGGGUGAUGAUAGAAUGGUGUAUAUUGUUGGUGAUGGCUUUACGGGUAUUAACCAGACCCCGGUUGAUCUGGUCAUUGACCAGGCUGCGGUUGCUGCUCCGACAGCUUGA
Molecule: messenger RNA, 858 nt
Organism: Fusarium odoratissimum NRRL 54006
Lineage: Eukaryota; Fungi; Ascomycota; Sordariomycetes; Hypocreales; Nectriaceae
Exons: 2
Coding region: 1-858 (285 amino acids)
Source: RefSeq, a predicted model, not a curated record